Messenger RNA from Cryphonectria parasitica EP155, 3873 nucleotides. RefSeq names its product antiviral helicase. Bases 1 to 3873 code for a protein of 1290 amino acids. Gene Ontology annotation, cellular component: Ski complex. The record is from RefSeq and is a predicted model, not a curated record. Lineage: Eukaryota; Fungi; Ascomycota; Sordariomycetes; Diaporthales; Cryphonectriaceae. Gene Ontology annotation, biological process: nuclear-transcribed mRNA catabolic process, 3'-5' exonucleolytic nonsense-mediated decay. The transcript is spliced from 3 exons. Gene Ontology annotation, molecular function: ATP binding; RNA helicase activity; RNA binding.
AUGACAGAUUCCAUAGCUGAAGCCCUUGAACGGCUUCAGCUCGUUGAAGAGUCCAUUCCAGAUGACCCUAUCGACGACAUUCUCUCGAGAACAGCUCCCAACCAAAGCCAAAUACGAGAUCCUCAGAAGCUCAAGGCGCAUCUUGAGGAGAAAUACCUCACACCAUCCCCAAAAUUUUCUACAGAGUGGCUAAACAAACUACAGCAGCGAUGGGAUAUCGAGACCGACUAUACUGACCUAUUUACGAUUGCACCUACCCAAACCCGCACCGUCACACGUUUCCUACGACAAGGCCUCGAAGGCCGUGUCGUUGGCUAUAAGAAUGUCACCGUCGCGGCAAACAGUGCCACCGCAAAGAACUCGACUUCCCUGCUGCGAAAGCCUGGUGCGAGGACAGACUUUGUGCGCGGCGCAGCUGGCUUCUUCCCCUUUGCUCCUGGUGGCCUGGAGGGAGUAGAGGCUACAGCUGCGCUUGAGGACCAGGCGCUAAGAGGAGAUGGCUACCUUGACGGCGAGUCUGGCCCUACAAACAAGUUGGAGAGGAUCAUCACCCUCGGCGAGAAGGACAGCCUCCUAGAGGUUGCGCCUGGCAUGCCGCGCGGCCUUGACUUCACCAGAAAGAAGAGUGGAACCGAAGAGACGGAUGCCCAAGAAGUUGAGAAAGAGCUCGAUCAGGAGCCGGAUCAAUUGCUCAAUGGCGAGGAUGUAAACAAGGACGUCGCUACCAAUGGCCAGAGCAGUACACCGGAGGAGGAUCUAGAGGCCAGCGAGGAGGAUGGCGAGGAUAUAGACGCCUUGCUGCCGGUUGAGUUCCCAGCGCUGGAGCCUCGUGGCCAGCUCUCAGCGUCAAACACUAGAAGGGCAGGGCGCGAGUGGGCACACAUGGUGGACAUCAAUCGGGAGAUACCCAACUUCCGCGAGCUGGUGCCCGACAUGGCGAGGGAGUGGCCCUUCGAACUCGACACAUUCCAAAAGGAGGCUAUUUACCACAUCGAGAACGGUGACUCGGUCUUCGUUGCAGCACACACCUCAGCGGGCAAAACGGUUGUGGCUGAAUACGCAAUUGCCUUGGCUACAAGACACAUGACAAAGGCCAUCUACACAUCCCCCAUCAAGGCACUCAGCAACCAGAAAUUCCGCGACUUUCGGCAAACUUUUGACGAGGUGGGCAUCCUCACAGGAGACGUGCAGAUCAACCCUGAGGCUAGCUGCUUGAUCAUGACCACGGAAAUCCUGCGGAGCAUGCUCUACAGGGGUGCUGAUCUUAUACGCGACGUCGAGUUUGUCAUAUUCGAUGAGGUGCACUACGUCAAUGACGCAGAGCGAGGUGUGGUCUGGGAAGAGGUCAUCAUCAUGUUACCUGAGCACGUCUCGCUCAUCCUCCUCUCCGCGACAGUGCCCAACACGCACGAAUUCGCUUCGUGGGUCGGCCGCACUAAGAAGAAGGACAUCUAUGUCAUUUCUACCCCCAAGCGGCCAGUACCGCUGGAACACUAUCUCUGGGCCAACAAGAACAUCCACAAGAUUGUGGACUCAGAUAGGAAAUUUAGCGAAAAGGGAUGGAAGGAUGCCAAUGCGGCUGCACAGCGUCGAGAUCAGGCCCCGGCUUCCGGACCCGUCGCCCCCACCCGAGGCGGCUUGAACACGAGGGGGGCUCGUGGUGGCAACAAUGCCAAUUCGAGAGGCGGCCAGAACCAACGCGGAGGUCGUGGAGGCAACAGUCAAAGAGGCAGGGGAGGACCACCUCGGGCGAGUCACAAUCCUGGCCACAUGGGUCGCGGCGGUCGUCCUGGAUUCUCUUCGGCUGCCCAGGACAAGAAUCUCUGGGUUCAUCUGGUGCAGUUCCUGAAGAAGUCAAACCUGCUUCCCGGAUGUAUCUUUGUCUUCUCAAAGAAGCGAUGUGAGGAGAAUGCCAACGCACUGACGAACCAGGAUUUCACGACGGCCCAGGAAAAGAGUCAUAUCCACAUGAUCGUCGAGAAGUCACUUGCGCGGCUGAAACCAGACGAUCGGACACUGCCCCAGAUCAUCCGGAUGAGAGAGCUUCUGUCACGCGGUAUAGCGGUACACCAUGGCGGCUUGCUGCCCAUCGUGAAGGAACUCGUCGAGAUCCUCUUUGCCCAGACUCUUGUCAAGGUCCUUUUUGCCACAGAGACGUUUGCCAUGGGUCUCAACCUCCCAACGAGAACGGUUGUGUUCUCUGGCUACAGGAAGCAUGAUGGUCACUCGUUCAGAGACCUUUAUCCUGGCGAAUACACGCAGAUGGCUGGACGGGCAGGACGGCGUGGUCUUGACUCAGUUGGGUCUGUCAUCAUUGUCCCACCUGGCGGUGGCGAGGCGCCACCGGUUGUCGAUCUGCAGAAGAUGAUCCUUGGCGAACCGCAGAAGCUUCGAUCACAGUUUCGUCUCACCUACAACAUGAUACUCAACCUGCUCCGAGUGGAGGCUCUCAAGAUUGAAGAAAUGAUUAAGCGUAGUUUUUCUGAGCACGCCACACAGCAGUUGCUGCCGGAGCACGAAAAGGCCGUCAAACUCUCCGAGGCGGAUCUGGCGCGGGUCAAGCGGGAUUCUUGCGAUAUCUGUGACGUUCACAUGGACGAGUGUCAUCAGGCCGCACAGGACUACAAGCGGCUGACGGGGGAGCUGUAUAAGGGUAUACUGAGCCUUCCGAUCGGCAGGAGGAUAUUCACCCGAGGCACCCUCAUCAUCUUCCAGAAAGACGGAAUCCGGACACCGGGGAUCUUGCUCGCAGACGGGAUUAGUAUUCAGGUCACUGCGAGCGUUGGGCCUACGCUGCACGUUCUGGAGAUCAAGCCCAACAGGGAGACACGCGACUCUACGGACUUGCUGCCUUACAUGGAAGCCCUCCGUGGCUAUUUCAAGGAGCUCCCCAAGUCGAGACGGCUCAUCCACAACAAGGUCAUACACGUGCCUCUGUCGGACGUUGAGGUGCUGACUGGCUGCGUCACCAAGAACAUCCUCCCUGAGAUUUUCAACGGAGGCGAGGAUCAGAGGAAGGCCAAGGAGCAGAUUGCCAAAUUGUUCCAGUCCUGGAGCAACCCUGCUUUCCAGGAAACAGAUCUCGGCAAGAUUAAGAGCUUGGCUCUACAGGAGAUCAAAGAGAAGCGAGUGCAGGCGGAAAGCACGGUCUUGGGCUCUGAGGCCUUGAAGUGUCCUCAGUUUCUCAAGCACUUCGCCAUGUGUCACGACCAGUGGCUGAUCAAGGACCAGAUUGAGGUGCUCAAGCAGGCCCUCUCUAAUCAGAACCUCCAGCUGCUCCCCGACUACGAACAGCGCAUCCAGGUCCUGAAAGAUCUUGAUUUCAUUGAUGAUGCCUCUCGUAUUCAACUCAAGGGCAAAGUCGCGUGUGAGAUCCAUUCAGGCGAUGAGUUAGUGCUCACCGAGCUGAUCCUCGAGAAUGUCCUGGCCGACUACGAGCCGGCUGAGAUCGCCGCUCUUCUCUCUGCGUUCGUUUUCCAGGAAAAAUCUGACAGCGAACCCAAGCUGAGCGGCAACCUCGAGAGGGCUCGUGACAAGAUCAUUGAGAUCUCUGAGAAGGUCAACAACGUUCAGACGCUCCACCAAGUCAUUCAGACAUCUGACGAGAGCAACGACUUCGCCUGUAAGCCUCGCUUCGGCCUGAUGGAGGUCGUGUAUGAAUGGGCGCGGGGCAUGAGCUUCAAGAACAUCACGGACUUAACAGACGUUCUCGAGGGAACGAUCGUCAGGACCAUCUCGAGAUUGGACGAGACGUGCCGUGAGGUGAAGAAUGCCGCAAGGCUCAUCGGCGACCCGCAGCUGUAUCAGAAGAUGGAGACGGCGCAGGAGAUGAUCAAGAGGGAUAUCACCGCAGUGGCGAGUCUUUAUGUGUAG